GCGGGGGCGGUGCCGGGGUUCGAGUCCCGAGUCCGUGUGAUCCGUUCGGCGCCGCUCCUCGCCCGCUCCGUCGGGCCCCCCCGGCCGCGGAGAUGGGCGACAUGGAGUCCUACAAAGUGAUGCUGAAUGGGCCGGCACCCUGGGGCUUCAGGCUGCAGGGAGGGAAGGAUUUCAGCAUGCCACUCUCCAUCUCCAGGCUGACUCCAGGUGGGAAGGCGGCUCAGGCUGGUGUGGGAGUGGGCGACUGGGUGCUAUACAUCGACGGGGAGAGCACCAGUGCCAUGACACACAUUGAGGCCCAGAACAGGAUCCGUGCGUGUGGGGACAGGCUCUGCCUCACCCUGAGCAGAGCCCAGAACCAGCUGGGGAAGCCGCAGAAGGUGCUGAGCCUUGACAAGCAGCCCCCUCAGCUGCUGGAGCCCCCCAGCAGCCCCGUGUGCGACCCUGUGAAGCUGCGGAUGUUAGAGGACAUUGACGACUCACAGCCCCACAGCUGGACCUCCCAGUCCCGCUCCUUCCGCAAACUGGCCCGGCUGGUGGGCGCAGACAGCAUGGAGGAUGGUGAGGAUGAGCUUGUUAAAAAGCCCAGGCAGCCCCCUCAGCUGCUGGAGCCCCCCAGCAGCCCCGUGUGCGACCCUGUGAAGUUGCGGAUGUUGCAGGACAUUGAUGACUCGCAGCCCCACACUUGGACCUCCCAAUCCCGCUCCUUCCGCAAACUGGCCCGGCUGGUGGGCGCAGACAGCAUGGAGGAUGGUGAGGAUGAGCUUGAUAAAAAGCCCAGGCAGCCCCCUCAGCUGCUGGAGCCCCCCAGCACCCCUGGGUGCAACCCUGGGAAGCUGCGGAUGUUAGAGGACGCUGAGGACUGGCAGCCCCGCACCGGGACUUCCCAGUCCCGCUCCUUCCGCAAACUGGCCCAGCUGACGGGCACAGAUGGCAUGGAGGAUCAUGAUGAGAUGUUUGUUAGGAAGCCCAGCCAGGUCUCCAUGUCGGACCCAUCUCCAGGAGCAGCGAUGAAGACUGAGCCAGGACUGGCCCCCAGGACCCCCACUGCCACCCCGGGCCCCACCAGCCGCCCACCGUGGGCUGUGGACCCGUCGUUCGCCGAGCGCUACGCCCCGGACAAGACGAGCACGGUGGUGAGCAAGCACAGCCAGCUGGCCACGCCGACCCCCAUGCAGAACCGCAGCUCCAUCGUGCAGGCGGCCCAGCAGGCCCCCGAGGGGCCCGGCUGCACCCCCCUCUGCUACAAGUGCAACAAGGUCAUCAGGGGACGGUACCUGGUGGCACUGGGACAUUAUUACCAUCCCGAGGAGUUCACCUGCUGCCAGUGCAGGAAGGUGCUGGAUGAGGGCGGCUUCUUUGAGGAGAAAGGUUCCAUCUUCUGCCCCAAGUGCUACGAUUCACGCUACGCGCCCAGCUGUGCCAAGUGCAAGAAGAAGAUCACUGGAGAGGUCAUGCAUGCUCUGAAGAUGACUUGGCACGUGCAGUGCUUCACUUGCAAUGCCUGCAAAACUCCCAUCCGCAACCGAGCCUUCUACAUGGAGGAGGGACAGCCCUACUGCGAGAGAGACUACGAGAAGAUGUUUGGCACCAAGUGCCGUGGCUGUGACUUCAAGAUCGAUGCUGGGGACCGGUUCCUGGAGGCCCUGGGGUUCAGCUGGCACGACACUUGCUUCGUCUGUGCGAUCUGCCAGACCAACCUGGAAGGGAAGACAUUCUACUCCAAGAAGGACAAGCCGCUCUGCAAGAGCCAUGCUUUCUCCCAUGUGUGAGGGGUGGAAGUUCAGCUGUGCCCACGCGUGCCCCUGGCCCUGCAUGCUCCUCUCCUCCCAUCCUGAUGCCUCCAGGGAGCCAGGCUGGGCCCUUGGCCCUUCCCCUUGCUCCUGCCUCUUUCCUGGCAGCUCCUGGCCUGAAUUCAGCUGGAGACAGUGCUGGGUGCAGAGCCCUUAUAGCUGGGUGACUUCUUCUGUGCUUCCUGACUGGCCCUAGGAGCCCUGGGAAGGGGAUGCUGCAUGGAUUUCCUGCCCCUGAACCACGCAGCAUAGUGGGCACAGCCGUGCUGAGGCUGGAAUCGGGGAUGCUCUGGUGCAACCAGGCUGCUCCCUUACUGCCUGGCAGCUCAGUGCUGGGGCAGGGAUGUUCCUAACACAUCCCUGAAUGGGUGAGGACCAGCCCCCUGCCACACUCUUCCUCACCUUCCCUGCUGUGUGCUUAGUGCAUGGGGCUGGAGACCCAGCCCUGCUCCCCUACCCACAGCAACCCCCCAAUCAUCCCACAAACUGCUGCAGUGGCUUCCUGCCCUGGCUGCAUUCCAAGGGGAGUCCAUGCCUUGCAACCCCACUGCUCCCCUGAGGCUGGCAGCACCCCCAGCCUGGUGUGCCCCAGCCCUGGGCUGGCAGCUUGUGUUGAUGGCCAGCUGGCUGUCUGCUCCUGCAAGGCUUGGGCACGGCUUCCUGCCAAAGAGUGCUCUGUCACCACCGUCCUGGGCCUCCCCCCAACCCACACCCUCUGGUCGGGCUGCACUGAUGUAGCCACGGUGCUUUUAAUGCCUUUAAUAAACACAUCUCUGUGAGUGC
Molecule: messenger RNA, 2576 nt
Organism: Lepidothrix coronata (blue-crowned manakin)
Lineage: Eukaryota; Metazoa; Chordata; Aves; Passeriformes; Pipridae
Gene: PDLIM7
Product: PDZ and LIM domain 7
Exons: 17
Coding region: 93-1772 (559 amino acids)
Biological process (GO): actin cytoskeleton organization; heart development; muscle structure development
Cellular component (GO): stress fiber; filamentous actin; adherens junction
Molecular function (GO): muscle alpha-actinin binding; actin binding
Source: RefSeq, a predicted model, not a curated record